AUACCGCCCCGAACUUUCUAUGGAAAAAAUAUCGACUAGUGUAACCUUAAGUGCAAUAUACGGCGACGAUUGGACCGUGGAGAGCGACAAAACGAGGUCGUAUAGCAUAAAAAUAUAUGAAAAGAAAUAUGAAGUUGUUCUGUAUGUGACUAUGCCAGAGGAUUACCCUUCGCAGUCACCACCCAGCUACGAGUUUUCUGCUCCAUGGAUGGACAGAAAAGACAAAUCAGAGCUGCAUCAAGCGUUAGACGAAAUCUAUUUAGAGAACAUAGGAAAAUGUGUUGUGUUUCAAUGGGUGGAGAAAAUAAGAGAAGUACUACAGACUAUAAAGCCAAAAAAGAGACAAAAAGUAAACAAAACAACUAAAUCGAAAUCACCUCCCACACUAUCUUCAGAUACAUCAUUGGUACAUAGUGACUGUCCAGAGAUAACUCAUGGAGAGGUUAUCGUUGAUAGAAAAAGUAUAUUCCAAGGUCAUGCGGCAGAAGUCCACUCGAUUGAUGAUGUAAACGCGGUCCUAACAAAACUGAAGAUGAACAAGAAGAUAUGUAAUGCGAAACACAAUAUGUAUGCUUACCGCAUAGAACGGAAGACAGGCAAAAGCAAUUGCAUUAUUCAGGACUGUGAUAACGAUGGCGAGGCGCACGCUGGUGGCAGGAUGUUACAUCUAAUGCAGAUUUUAGAUCAGAAGAAUACUUUAGUUGUAGUGACUCGCUGGUAUGGUGGGAUACAGCUAGGCCCUGACAGGUUUAGACAUAUCAAUAAUGCAACGAGACAGGCAAUACAACAGGCAGGACUUUUAAAAAAAUGA
Messenger RNA from Spodoptera littoralis (African cotton leafworm), 811 nucleotides. NCBI's taxonomy places the organism in Eukaryota, Metazoa, Arthropoda, Insecta, Lepidoptera, Noctuidae. The record is from the annotation of a GenBank genome assembly.